ACCAUCAGCACCGCGGACAGCGCCCGUCCAAGCAGGCCUGGCACAGCGCACACAGCUGCUACACACCUACACACAACACGCCCCCCCCCAUACACACACACACAACACUCUCUCACCCCCCCCAGAAAAUACUCACACUCAUUCACACACACACACACACACUCCACACUUGCACCCACUCGCUGAUCCCGGCGCUAUGGCAGAGUCCCACCUGCAAGCUUCCCAGCUCACAGCUUCCCAGUUUUUCGAGAUCUGGCUUCACUUCGACGUCGAUGGAAGCGGCUACCUGGAAGGCAAGGAGCUGCAGAACUUUAUCCAGGAGCUGCAGCAGGCGCGCAAGAAAGCUGGAUUGGACUUGUCACCUGAAAUGAAAGCAUUUGUGGAUCAGUAUGGCCACAGCAGUGAUGGAAAAAUAGGAAUGGUGGAGUUGGCUCACAUAUUACCGAUGGAAGAAAACUUCCUGCUGCUCUUUAGAUGCCAGCAGCUGAAGUCAAGUGAAGAAUUCAUGCAGACAUGGAGAAAGUAUGACACUGACCACAGUGGCUUCAUAGAAACUGAGGAACUUAGGAACUUUCUAAAGGAUUUGCUAGAGAAAGCAAAUAAAACUUUUGAUGAUUCAAAAUUAGCAGAAUACACGGAUCUAAUGCUGAAAUUGUUUGAUGCAAACAAUGACGGAAAGCUGGAAUUAACAGAACUAGCCAGGUUACUCCCAGUACAAGAGAACUUCCUUCUUAAGUUUCAGGGAGUCAAAAUGUGUGGAAAAGAGUUCAACAAAGCCUUUGAGCUGUAUGAUCAGGAUGGUAACGGAUACAUAGAUGAAAAUGAACUUGAUGCUUUGCUGAAAGAUCUGUGUGAGAAGAACAAACAGGACUUGGACAUAAACAACAUCUCAACAUACAAGAAAAGCAUCAUGGCUUUGUCUGAUGGAGGAAAGCUGUACCGGACAGAACUUGCUCUCAUCCUCUGUGCUGGGGACAACUAGAAAGGCACGAUUCUGUCCACUUACGGAUGAUACAUUGUAUCCACACAAUAACUGUGCACUAUAAGGGAGUAGGCUGUACUUUCUUUUAUAUCUGUAAAUUUCUGCAGAUAGAUAAUUAUCCAGGAUGUGUGGCACAUUCUUUUCAGUCUGUUUCUAUACUGUUUGUAAUGUACAGUUUUUGUAACUAUAAGACCGAUCGAUAAAAGAAGAAUGUCUGUUUGGGCCAGUCUGUAUAGUCAACAAAACAAAACAUACCUACUCUUGCUUUCAUAAACACAGCUAGACAAGAUUUCAAGCAUACAACCUGCUAGGACCGUUCUGGGAAAAUCAUAGCCUCUGACAUUUGACCUGGAUUCACCAUAGGACAGAAAUAUUACAAAAAACAUCUUCUACAUCCCCCUAUUUCAGGACGGAAUCACAGAACUGUACUGCAAAACAUUUCUAUCCUGCCCCAGUUAGAAAGAAGAAUGCAUUAGUUGACCUAAAGUACUUAUCAAGCUAUCAGUGAACAUCUCAUUAGUACUUCUAUCUGCUUGUGACUGUAUGCACCUGAUAGUUUUGCUAGAGAGGAAGGCUUAUUAAAAAAACCCCAUAAUUUACAUCCUGGUAGAAGGUAUGCCAGAUGUACAUUAUUUGGGAAUCUUCCCCAAAAGAAAUUUUUGAGCUGACUGAUUGAUCUGAUUACUGGUUAACCUGAGUUGGAGACAAAUUUCUGUAAUUUGAUUGGAUGGCAAAGUAAGUAAGGCGGGCCCUGAGGUGACCAUGCAUUUUGUCUGAUUCUCACCACACCUGUCUGAGAAUAUGAUCUUAAUCCAUUUUCUAAACUAUUUUCACAUGUUGCAGAUAAUUAUUCUAGUAAACUGCUGUUUUUACAUCAUAUUCUGUGUAUCCUAUGAUUAAAUUUAAUAUACUAAGAAAA
Molecule: messenger RNA, 1901 nt
Organism: Tachyglossus aculeatus (Australian echidna)
Lineage: Eukaryota; Metazoa; Chordata; Mammalia; Monotremata; Tachyglossidae
Gene: CALB1
Product: calbindin 1
Exons: 11
Coding region: 197-982 (261 amino acids)
Biological process (GO): regulation of long-term synaptic potentiation; regulation of presynaptic cytosolic calcium ion concentration
Cellular component (GO): terminal bouton; dendritic spine; dendrite
Molecular function (GO): calcium ion binding
Source: RefSeq, a predicted model, not a curated record